AUGAACUUACUUCCGGGCGACAAGAGGUCGGAUGCUGAAUUUCAGCAGAUAUUAGAUACCUUCGUAGGAGAUAAGGAGACAGUUUUGACCGGCAGUCUACCUGAUCUUUUGACUGGUUAUGAACGGGAUCAUGGUAUCAAGAUUCUUGAUGAAGCCGACUUUGUUGGUGUUCAACAACUAUGUGAUCAAUACCCCGAUUUAGAACUUGGGCCCACAGACUUAUUCGCAUUUUUACAAGCUGUAUUGAACCGUGAAUCUUCUGCCCAUUCGACAUCUCCUCCAUCUUCGACGGCCAUCCCUCAUUCCUCGUCCUUGCCUCCAACCUCUUUCCGUGCGGCAGUCCAGUCAACUCCUGACGAGUCUUCCUCACGACGGCGCCGACAUUCUGACCGUAUCAAAUCACCUUCUGAUUCUUCAUCAAACUCGUCAGGCGAUGACGAAGAGGUACGUCCUCGAUCGCAACGUCAAGUAUCUGCACCUCCAGCUAGCGCUCGUUCGUUCCCAACGAACAUCAACGCGGCUCCACCUCCCCCUGCGGGUUGGUUACCGAUACGAAAACAGACUAUUUCCGAUCCUAGUCGAUUUGACGGUACGCUCAGUUCUCCCCGUUCCUCCCGAGUAAGGGGCACACCUCCCUCAGCUUUUGGAGGAUUUGCUAGACCUAGUCCGGCAAGCAGGAGACGCAGGGGAUCUUCAGGUGCUACAGGACAGUCAAAUGAAGAUGAUCGCAAAUCACCUGAACCACCUAGGCCUUCAAUGGGAAGAUCGACUAGCUCGGCAUCAAUCUCAAUGACCUCACCCCCUCCUUGGCAGACAAGAUACGACAGUCGACCCACUUCCCCUUCAUCUCCUAUAGACGAGGUGGACAAUACAUCCUUUCAUGCUCGAGCCAAGUCACCCGAAACCGACGGUGACGAUGAACCUGACCAAGCUGAAAUGGAUACGUUCAUUCCUGCAGGUCAGCAUGAUGCCGAUCUGGAUAAUGAUGAGUUAGAUGAAAUAGACGCAGACGUUAUGGGUCAAGGGAUGGUAGGUGUAGGAAGCGAUACGCUCAAUCCAAGGUUGAGCAGAAUAUCGACUGAAUCGACCAAUUCACUCCGUACAUCACACGAUACAGUUGCAAAGCUGCGGAAAGAAAAUACCGAGUUGUUACGAAAGUUGAAAGAAACAGAGAAGACGCUGGCCAUACAAGGAGCGGAGAAUGAAAGACUAUACGAAGACCUUCAAGCUAGAUUAGAAGAAGCGCAAUCUGAAAUUGCACAAAGAAGAAAGGACGAGAAAGACCUAAAAGGUAAAGACAGAGCCCAGCUCAUUCAGAUUUCCGGAUUUGAAGCGGAUAUCAUCAGCUUGCAGAGAAGUUUGGAAAACGCAAAAGCCAAUCAUGCAAGUAUGCAAAAGAUGUAUAACUCGCAAUGUGACGAAGCUCAAAGGCUGCGUGAUCUACUAAGAGAUCGCGAUGAUGAGAUCCGAGAUCUAGAGGAAAAUGCUCAAGCUCAUGCCGCUGACGAGGAAAAGUUCAACAGAGAGAUACAGGCUCUUGAAUCUGAGGUCAAACGACUCGAAUCUGAUAUAUCAGUAGCGCGUCAAGCCGAAUCGCAUCUCGAUGUUCAAAAGCAAGAGAACCUAGCUCUCAAGGAGACUAUUGACAGGAUGCGCUUCGACUUAGACGAAGCUCGGGCCCAGGCUGCUAAUGCAGUUGGCGGUUCGUUACUUCGAGCUACUGCCAGCGGAUCUUCUGGACCAGGUACAUUGACUCGGAACCUUGGAGAUGAGAUCAAUAAAAGAUUGUUGGACGCUCAAAAGCUGGAGGAGGAUAGUGAUGAGGGUGAAGUCGUAGAAACAGUUGUUACCACUCAACGUACUAGAAAGAAGGGAGGUCGAUUUACAGCUCAACUAGACUCAUCUAUCCAAGAUGGACCUAUCAUCCGGAUUGAGGAAGGUAUCCGUGAAUACGCAGACGCAAGUCUCCAAACCGAUCCUAUUCAUAUACCCGAGCCUCAAUCGAUAGCGGGUCCUCCACAGACCCAUGAGCAUCCACCUGCGUAUACAGCCGAACCUGAACCUAUCAACAAAGCAGAGGUACUUUCACAUGCCCAUCCCAAGCGACUUGGUAAUACUCUUGAUGUCGAUGACGACUGUGACGAAGAAUAUACAGUGUUGACCAAUGCUCUAGGUAUGAGAUGUACAAUAUUAGAAGAAAUGAUGGAUUCCAAUAGAGCUGAGAGGGAGAAGCGUGGUAUCCUCGGCUCUCCACGUUCCAGAAAUAGAACGUACUGGUCUGAACAGCGUAAACAAUACAAAUCAGGCAUCGUCAAUUACAUCUUCUACAAUACCGAUAAUUCAGUCAGAGAUCAAGUUGGCAAAGUGGCAAUGUGUGUAGUGGCUGCUUUUGCGUUCGGUUUAGUAGCUGGAUCGCAUUUGUACUCAACACCGUCAGGUAUCAACCCAAGAGAUUAUCAAUUAUUCGCUCAGAUGAACACCUUAGCUGGAGCAGCUGGAGUAGGUGAAGGGUUCUUACCUAUGGGAGUGUUAGGUGCGGUGGAACAAGGUGCUAGAUUUAUAGCCGGUAACGGACGCAUUCCGACCUAG
Molecule: messenger RNA, 2589 nt
Organism: Kwoniella shivajii
Lineage: Eukaryota; Fungi; Basidiomycota; Tremellomycetes; Tremellales; Cryptococcaceae
Exons: 11
Coding region: 1-2589 (862 amino acids)
Source: RefSeq, a predicted model, not a curated record